Messenger RNA from Ambispora gerdemannii, 609 nucleotides. Lineage: Eukaryota; Fungi; Glomeromycota; Glomeromycetes; Archaeosporales; Ambisporaceae. The record is from the annotation of a GenBank genome assembly.
AUGCUUAACAAUAAGUCUCAUACUAAAAUUGAAAUUAAACAACAAAUCGGAGAAAUAGAGCCUCCUUCGAAGAGGACCCGCACAGAGAAAGAUGUGCCAUUGUGGCAAUCUUCGCCAAAGAAGCAAAAGCUCAUUGGGAGCAAAAGCAUUCUUAUUGGCUUGGAUAACUUUACUGAAAUUUUGAAUCGAGGUUUAACUAUACUCGACAAAUCGCUCCUCAUCGCCGACUUUCUUGAAUGCAAUGCACUUGUCUCCUCCAUUGUCCGAAACGGUUCUUCAAAACAACAAAGCUCAUCAUUAAGAAUUUCUUUACCGUUCCUAUCCAUCCCGCCAAUGUGGACUACUGCCGUGAAUUAUUUAAAGACGCCAAGAUUAUGGAGGAGAGAUCGGACCAACUCAAUAAUCACUUUGCAAGUAUCCGGUCAUCUAUUUCUCAAGAGCUACAAUGGCUGUGAUAUUUGGUCGAAGAUGCAGAUCAAACUAUUUGGGAUGUUGACAGCAUUGUACAGCUAUGUUUACGAUAAACUUAACCCAUACGAGACGACACGUUCUGAAGAUAAGAAGUGUAAACGCAUGGACGAUGCUCUUGUGACCUCCCCAAGUACUUGA